AUGGAUAAGCAAACUUCAAUCCUCUUACUAGGUGCCGGCACUUUUGGUCUAUCAACAGCCUAUCAUCUCGCCAAGGCCGGUUACACCAACAUAACUAUACUCGAGAAAUCUUCUACCUUCCCUCCAGAGCUCUCCGCCGGUAAUGACCUAAAUAAAAUCUUACGCGCCGAGUAUGAAGACCCCUUCUACGCCGAGCUAGCUCUUGAGGCUAUGGCUGCCUGGAAAUCUCCCCUAUUCGCGCCGUACUAUCACGAGACAGGUUACUUGCUCUGCAAUUCGGCUGCUGCCCCUGAGAAAUCUAAGAAAUCUCUCCAGAAGGCGCUUGACUCCAUCAGCCAGCAUCCAGCGUUUAAGAAUAAAAUCACACCUGUCAUCUCGCGGGAUGAUAUCCACAAAGUUGCCCCUGCCUUCAGCGGCCCCAUGCAAUGGAAGGGUUACUUCAAUAGUUUCGCCGGAUAUGCCUCUGCAGCUGAUUCCUUAAUGGCUGUAUACUCAGCAUGUAUUGCGCUGGGCGUGAAAAUCCACCUUAACUCGACGGCCCAAGCCCUAACAUACUCGGGGGAUAUCUGCACAGGUGCGAUCACCGCCGCUGGCAAGCACUACAGCGCCUCUAUGAUAGUCCUAGCACUCGGAGCAUCGCUUGGCUCGAUCUUGCCUCAGAUUAAGAGACAGGUGGUCGCCAAAGCCUCACCUCUAGCCCAUAUACAGCUCACUCCCGAAGAAGCGGCGCGGCUGCGCGGCAUCCCCGUGACGUAUGCGCGAGACUUGGGAUUCUUCUUCGAGCCGGACCGCCGUACUAAUCUCCUGAAGAUCUGCCCUUCUAUGGCGGGGUAUACCAAUUACGAUACAUCGUCCGGGCUGUCCCUCCCGCCAGACGACAACGAAUUUAUCCCCGCCGUCGACGAAGCCAUGAUAAGGCGGCUGCUGCGAGAGACACUGCCUGGGCUAGCGGACAAACCGUUGAUCAGAAGACGGGUGUGUUGGUGUGCAGACACAGCAGAUAGCGAGUAUGUGAUUGACUUUGUGCCAGGGAAGAAGGGAUUAGUCGUAGUUACAGGGGACUCGGCACAUGCGUUCAAGAUGCUACCAAUUGUUGGGAAGUGGGUGAAGAAUGUAUUGGAGACAGGACGUCAAGAAAACGCGCGGUGGCGAUGGAAAGAGGGGAGCGAUGCGGCGGCGGCAGACAUUAGCUGGAGGGUUGGUCAGACAAUGGAUUUUAAGGAGGUGAAGGAUAUACGGAGAGAUCCGAAAAUAACCAAGGCAAAGCUAUAA
Molecule: messenger RNA, 1272 nt
Organism: Daldinia childiae
Lineage: Eukaryota; Fungi; Ascomycota; Sordariomycetes; Xylariales; Hypoxylaceae
Product: L-saccharopine oxidase
Exons: 1
Coding region: 1-1272 (423 amino acids)
Molecular function (GO): flavin adenine dinucleotide binding; saccharopine oxidase activity; sarcosine oxidase activity
Source: RefSeq, a predicted model, not a curated record